Molecule: messenger RNA, 2389 nt
Organism: Beta vulgaris subsp. vulgaris (sugar beet)
Lineage: Eukaryota; Viridiplantae; Streptophyta; Magnoliopsida; Caryophyllales; Amaranthaceae
Product: splicing factor Cactin
Exons: 1
Coding region: 619-2205 (528 amino acids)
Biological process (GO): mRNA cis splicing, via spliceosome
Cellular component (GO): spliceosomal complex; cytoplasm
Molecular function (GO): protein binding
Source: RefSeq, a predicted model, not a curated record
AAGGCUGCUCUGGAAUAUAUAUUCAACAAAAAGAUAGGAAACUUGUCUUCCAAGUACUUUCUUUUUCUCUAUAAGUCCUACUAGGACUCGUAUUUGAGUACUUUCUUUUUUUUAUUUUUUUUGUCCGACUAGGACUCUAUAUUAUUUGGGAGUUCUCCUCUAAAUACUCUUCGGCUAUGUUUGGCAAAACUGACUAUGGAGCUGAAAUUGAUAAGGUGGCUGAAACUGAUUAGGUAGCAUAUGAAACUGUUAAGGUGCUGAAACUGUUAAGCUAACUGAUUACCUAACCUGUUUGGUAAUAUUAUUUAUGACUGUAGCUGAAAUAUCUUUUUAAACUUAAAAAGAUAAAAAGAAAAUAUAUUUUUAGGCUUAAAAAGAUAAAAAAAAAAAUAAUAAUAAUAAUAAUAAUAAAAAAAAAAAAAUUUCAGCACCUGAUCUCAGAAGCUAUUUUUUACUCCAACUCAAUUUCAGUCAAAUUUUGAACUUAAAUUUUAUUUAAGUUCCUCCACCAAACACCACUAAUCAUAUAAGGUGACUUAAAAUUGUAGCACCUUAUCAUUAACUUGUCAAAAACAAAACAUAACAAAAACAAAACAAAGAUUCUCAUAGAAUCCAAAGAUGGCUAGGCAUGAGAAGAUAUCUGAGGAAGAUAUUAAGAGGUACAUAGCAAAGAAGGCCAUGAAAGUGGCGAAGAAGCUUAAGAGUGAGGCCAAGUUAAGGUACAAUAGCGAAUCCAACUCGUUUGGCGAUCCCAACUUGAACGAGACGUUUGUGUGGAGGAAGAAGAUCGAGAGAGAUGUGGCUCAAGGCCGAGUUACAUUAGAUGAAAUUACUGUAAAGGCUGAGAAAAAGAGGCGGAACGAGGCGAUGCAUGAGAUUGAGAAGCUGAAGAAGAGAAGAGUAGAGAGGGAGGUGGAGAAGGCGCGAAGAGAAGAGGAAGUAAUGAUGAUUGAGAGAGAAAGAGCUAACAUUGAAGCUCAUAAUUCUGAGAAGAAUGAGAAAGAAAAAUCUGUUGAACAAAUGAAGAUUAAGUCUAGGAUUCGGUUGUGUGAAGGUAGACCAAAACCGAUUGAUGUUUUUGUUGGAAUUAUUGACAAAUUCCAUGAGUUGAAUAUGGAGUUGGAUGAACCAUACAUGGUUUUCAAAGGUUUAACUGUUAAAGAACUCGAGGAGCUUCAUGAUGAUAUAAUGAGCAUGUCCGGUUCUGAUCAUGCCGAGUAUUGGGAGGCGUUGAGGGUGGUUUGUGAGUGGGAGCUCAAUAGUGCUGAUUUACUAGUCCUUGGAAAAACAGGUGUGCAUUCGAGUAUUGAACCGGGUGUGAAGAAUUUCUUCGAUGGAAAAAAUCACAGAGAGUUAGUUGCAUUACAAGAUCAAAUUGAUUCAGAGAUGCGCUCUGGGAAGGCCAGGGUGGUUGAGUUUUGGGAAAUUGUACUUAGACGGCUUCACUUCUACAAGGCUAAGGCUUAUCUUAAGAAAGUUUGUGGGAAGACAAUGCAAAACCACUCUCACCAAGGUCAUAUUGAAGAAGAAAUCACACAGGACAAAGAUCAGAAUUUGGAAACAGAUUAUGAUCAGAAUGGUUCUGUUACACCACAAAACUUAUAUAGUGAAGAAGAUAAUAAUAAAGAAGCAAUUGAUCCUCAAGAAGACGAGCUUUUGUUGAAGAAGAAGCUCAUGGCUGUUGUGGCUUCAAGAUUACAUGCUCGUAUUCAGCCGGAGAAUUAUGAUGACUCCAAUCUGAAGGGUGUACUUGAAGAAGGUGACGCGGUCUUAGGCUCCUCUGCUGAAGUAAUUCUGCCUUCACAUCAGUCCUAUAAUAAUUCAUGGCAUGAUAAGUAUCACCCAAGAAAGCCUAAGUAUUUCAACCAUGUUCAUACUGGUUACGAAUGGAACAAGUAUAACCGGACACAUUAUGAUAAUGACAACCCUCCUCCUAAGUUUGUUCAAGGCUACAAGUUCACUAUUUUUUACCCUCAUCUUAUUGAUAAAACUGUAACUCCAACCUGCUGUAUUGAGAAAGAUGGAGAUAGCAGUGAAACCUGUAUCUUGAGAUUUCAGGCUGCCCCACCUUAUCAAGACAUAGCCUUCAGGAUUGUGAACAGUGGAGAUUGGGAGAAAUCUAAAAAAAAGGGGUUCAAAUACACCUUUGAAAGAGGUAUACUACAUUUGUAUUUUAACUUUAAGAGGUAUAGUUAUAAGAAGUAAAGAUAGUUGUUGUUAUGACUCUAAGUCAAUAUUAUUUUGAUGAUGUUAAAUACAUUGUAUCAUAACUUGUAUGAGUGUAACAGUGAUCUAAGAAAGUCAUGAAGACUGGAUGUUCGUGAAAGAUUGAAGAACUUGAAGAUAUGGAAGCUUAGAUUUUGCUAUACUCUUAAUUAUGUAAUGUAAA